AUGCAUUUACGACUCGUUUUCUCAAAUGGAACUGUUCGUCCAUUGGAUUUCGACUUUCCUGUGAAUAAAUGGAAUUAUUGUCCGACUGACUGGAUUUAUGUGUUUUUAGUAGAACCGAACCUUAUUCUGUUAAAUUAUUUUAAUUUUUCGGAUGUUAAACCCGAAGUGAAUGGCGUUUAUCGAGAGAAUGGAGUUUUUGUAGACUAUUGGGGAAAUAUUAAAAAUACUUUUCGGCUUGGUUUUGGAUCACCAUACAACAGAAGAGUUACGAUUGGAUUUGGUCCUUCAAGCGGGAUAUUAAGAACCUACCAAUUACCUAACGGAAAUAUAGGAUGGAAAAGAUUCACAAAGCCUGAUGAAAACGGCCAAAUAUCGGAUGACGGGGAAGGUUCUUUCUACGAUAAAUCCAUAAAUGAAACUAUCAUUAAUUACAGAACAUUCACCUUACUUGAUGGAGGAUUUGGCUGUAUUAUGGUCACCCGAUAUAUAUUUCAAAGUCCAUUGGAAUUACAAGAUGCAACGUUUCCGCAAUGGAAUGUAUAUGUAUCAUUUUUGAGAUCUAGCAGCUCGAUUCCGACAAAACCUUUUAUUCAGUAUCAGACACCUAUACAACUAAUAAAACUGGAGUUUCAGCGAUGCGCAAUAGUUUUUGAUGGAACUGGAAAUGAAUGUUUUAUGAUAGCAUCGAUGAAUCAUACUGUUUUUAUGGAAACUCAAAAUCAAACAGCGACGAAUACAAGUAUUACCAUAAAUGAUAACGGUAACACAACAUCAGCAGAUCUAAACACACCUCUAAAAAUAUAUUCAAGUAUUCAAUUUAGAAGUCAAGGUUCUGUGACUGCCAUUCAAAAAUUAAAUGUUAGUCCUCCAAUAGAUUCUUUGAAUCCACUUUUCUACGGUGGAUAUGUGACAUUUGAAGUAACAAACAAGACAAAGGCAGGUGGUGUUAUGCUGAAUCGUGAUGGUAGCGUAAGAGAAAAAUGGACUUUUGAAACAUUUGCUAAUCAAUCAAAUGUGUUUCCUUUGAGUAAUACUAUAUGGGCUGCAAAAAAAGAUACAAUAGCAGCUAAAAAUUGGACAAUAAUAACAAAAACAUUUCCUAGGUUUAAAGCUUCAAAUGCUGAUGAACGUUAUCGAAAUCCAAAUAUCGUUAUUACAUUUCCAACAAUCGGAGCCGUUAUUCCAUCUAAUAUCGCACAAAUAAGCAUCACAUAUAGCGAACCUGUUACCUUAUCAUCCGGUAAUAUCACAAUAUAUCAAGAAGGCAAAUAUGGAUCAGCUGAUAUUUUUCGUCAAGGAGGAAAUCAAUUGUCUCAAUCUCUUCAAAUUAAUAUCCAAGAGAAAAAAGUCUCGAUUUCAGUUUUGGACUCCACUUUUAAUGUCCCAAAUGCUAUUUAUUAUGUGAUUGUUGACACGGAUUUCGUUCGUGAUUCUGAUACAGGUGAAGCAUUACUUGGAAUGGGUAAAGAAAGUUGGCGAUUUACUACUGAGCCAUUUAAAGCUGGUGGAGACGAUAAUGGUAGAAAAUCAGGAAUAAUCCGAUUGACGCUUGAGGGUACAAUAGAAUUCAAAAACUCAUUAAAGAGUAAUUCUUCUAUAUAUGAAGAUAUAUUAAGUGAGCUCGCAAAUGCGAUUUCAAUUUCGCGCAAAAGAUUCGAAAUAAAGAAAAAAUACCAAAUCGACGGUGAUCAAAUUCUUCUUCGAAUUACUAUUCUACCAUCAGAAAAUGAUUCCGAAAAUAACGUCCAACAGGUUAUGAGCAAUUUAAAGACUAUUAUAAAAUACAAGGAUAUUACGUCUAUUUCAAAAUAUAAUUAUACCGAGUGGUUGGACAGUAGUUAUGGGUUCCAGGAAUCAAGUAAAUAA
Molecule: messenger RNA, 1866 nt
Organism: Ambispora gerdemannii
Lineage: Eukaryota; Fungi; Glomeromycota; Glomeromycetes; Archaeosporales; Ambisporaceae
Source: the annotation of a GenBank genome assembly